Molecule: messenger RNA, 2409 nt
Organism: Microthlaspi erraticum
Lineage: Eukaryota; Viridiplantae; Streptophyta; Magnoliopsida; Brassicales; Brassicaceae
Source: the annotation of a GenBank genome assembly
AUGACGACCAUGUCGAAAUCCUGCAUGCGUUGGCCUUUUCUUUUCCUGCUCUUAUUAUGUUGUGUCUCCCCUUCAAGAAGCUUCGUCUACAGUGUUGAAAGUCAUGAUGUUGUUGGUCUUGGUGCUUGUCGUCCCGACCAGAUUCAAGCCCUUACGCAGUUCAAGAACGAGUUUGAUACUCGCCGUUGCAACCAUAGUGACUCCUCUAAUGAAGGAGUCAUGUGCGAUAACUCGACGGGUGCCAUCACGCAGCUAAAGAUCAAAGCCUGUCUCAGUGGAACUCUGAUGCCCAACAGUAGCCUCUUCAAGUUGCAUCAUCUUCGUUACCUCGAUCUCUCAGAAAACAAGUUCACCCCCUCUUCACUUCCUUCUGAAUUUGGCAAUCUCAAGAGGUUAGAGUUCUUGAUUCUCUCCUCUAAUGGCUUCCUCGGCCAAGUUCCUUCUUCAAUACGUAACCUACCAAAACUAACCCACUUAAAGCUUUCUUACAACAAGCUCACUGGUGAUUUAGCCCUACUUGUAAAGAACCUAACGGAGCUUUCAGAUUUAGACCUUUCUUAUAACCAAUUCUCUGGAACCAUACCUUCUUCUCUCCUCACCAUGCCUUUCUUGUCUUAUCUUGAUCUGAGUGGGAAUCAUCUCACUGGCUCAUUUGAAAUCCCCGAUUAUUCUUCGUCUAAGCUCGAGUCUUUAUACCUUGGGAAUAACUUUCUUGAAGCAGAGAUUAUAGAUCAUGUUUUAAAGUUUGUCAACCUCAAGUCUCUCAGCCUCUCUUUCCUAAACACAAGCCAACCCAUUGACCUAACACUCUUUUCUUCUCUAAAAUCUUUGUCAUACCUUGCUCUUUACGGCAACAGUUUAACACCAGCGAGUGUGAAUUCAGACAUCGAUUUCCCAAAGAACAUGAAGACCUUGCUCUUCUCGGGAUGCAACAUUAGUGACUUCCCUAUAUUCUUGAAAUCCCUACACAAGUUAGAGUUUUUAGAUCUUUCCAACAACAGAAUCAUAGGGAACGUUCCUGAUUGGUUAUGGAGUCUUCCUCAUUUGAGCUCGCUGGAUCUUCACAACAAUUCUUUCACUGGCUUCGAAGGUUCAUUGGAUCAUGUUUUGGUCAAUUCCUCGGUACAGAUACUAGAAUUGGCUUUAAACUCUUUCAGAGAAUCGCUCCCUAAUCCACCACUCUCUCUCAUAAGCUUGUCUGUUUGGAACAAUAGUUUUACAGGAGACAUUCCUCUAUCAAUCUGUAACCGAACCUUUCUCGACGUUCUUGAUCUGUCCUACAACACCUUCACCGGCUCAAUUCCUCCAUGUAUAAGUAACUUCACCACAGUGAAUCUCCGGAAAAACAAGUUGGAAGGAAACAUUCCAGACAAGUUCUAUAGCGGCGCUUCUACGCAGACACUCGACUUUGGAUUCAAUAGACUAACCGGGAAGCUUCCGAGAUCUCUCAAGAACUGCUCUCACCUAAAGUUUCUAAGUGUGGAUCACAACAGAAUCAAUGACUCGUUUCCCUUGUGGCUCAAGACAUUGCCCAAUUUGAAAGUCCUUACUCUUCGUGCAAACAGAUUCCAUGGUCCUAUAUCUCCACCUGGUAAUCAAGGCCCUCUUGCAUUUCCGGAGCUCCGGAUUCUUGAGAUAGCGGACAACAGAUUUACCGGAAGCUUACCAAGAAACUACUUUGCGAAUUGGAAUGCGACAUCACUCAAGAGGAAUGAUGAAGAAAAGAGUCUGUAUAUGGGAGAUGAUAUGUAUGGUGAUCGUUUUAUCUAUGAAUACACUUUGGAUUUGCAAUACAAAGGCCUAUACAUGGAGCAAGGAAAGCUUCUUACUUUCUACGCGGCCAUUGAUUUCUCUGGAAACAAACUCCAAGGAGAGAUUCCAGAAUCUAUUGGUUUCUCCAAGACAUUGAUUGCUCUCAACUUAUCAAACAACGCAUUCAAAGGACGUAUCCCGAUGUCUAUCGCCAAUCUGACUGAGCUCGAGUCGUUAGACCUGUCAGGGAACAAACUCUCCGGGGAAAUUCCUACAGAACUCGGGAGACUAUCCUAUUUGGCGUACAUAGAUGUCUCUGAUAAUCAGCUCACUGGCGAGAUACCACAAGGGACACAAAUCAUAACUCAGCCUAAAUCCUCGUUUGAAGGGAAUCCAGGGUUAUGUGGUCUUCCUCUGGAAGAAAGCUGCCUAAGCUCAAACACACAAGAUCCCAAGCAAGAAGAAGAAGAAGAAGAAGAAGAAGAAGAAGAAGAAGAAGAAGAAGAAAUAUUGAAGUGGAAAGGAGUGGUAAUAGCGUAUGGGCCUGGAGUUUUGCUUGGAAUAGCAAUUGGACAUGUUGUUGCUUUGUACAAGCCUGAGUGGUUCAUCAAGAAGUAUGAACAGAAUAGGGUCAGAGGCAUAAGACGUCGUCUUUAG